UAUUUAUGUUCGUAAGACCUGGAACUCUUCACAUAUGGAGAUAAAGAAUUUCGGCGAAUGGCGUCUGAAAGAAACGUUUUCAUGCAGAUGUUGACGUUACUUUUCUGAAGCCAUGUAUCACAAAGGAGGAGAUGGAAAGCCUCGAGGGUUUGGGUUUUCAGGAUUUGCACUUGGCAAGAAAACAGAUGAAGUGGACCCCACCAAACCUGUGUCUGGUAUGGCGGGAAUGCCAAGCAAUGCAGGUGGCAGGUUCAUGCCCGGGAGGUCGUUUGGAUACAGUACUAACAUAGGCAAACGAAGGGCCAGGAAUGAAGACGAGUAUUUUGAUGACGAUGAUGAAGAGGGCGACCUUGAGUACCAGCCUGCCCCGGGAAGUCCCACCGCUGACGAUAAAAACAAAGAAGACAGUGAUAGUGACGAUCCGUUAGACGCCUUCAUGGCAGACAUUGAGGAAGAAGUAAAAGGAAAAACGAAAGAAGGCAAGGAGCAUAAGGAAAAGACAAAGAAAAAUGAAAAAGGAGUGCGAGACGAUAUUGAAAAUGAGGAUGUCCAGGAAGCGUUUUUCCGCUACAUGGAAGAAAAUCCCAUGGCUGGUGUUAUCCUUGAUGAAGAUGAGACAGGAAUUGAAUAUGACGCUGAUGGGAAUCCAAUCAUACCAGAGAAAAAUAAACUGAUCGAUCCUCUGCCACCUAUUGAUCAUUCAGAAAUUGAUUAUUGCAAAUUUGAAAAGAAUUUCUACCAAGAACAUGAAGAGAUUUCUAAACUUACACAGACACAGGUGGACGAACUGCGAAAUAAACUGGGUCUCAGGGUAUCUGGGUUUUCCCCUCCCAGACCAACAACUAGCUUUGCACACUUCGGAUUUGAUGAUGAACUGAUGUCAGUGAUAAGAAAAUCUGAAUACACACAACCAACUCCGAUACAGGCUCAGGGGGUGCCAAUCGUCCUGAAUGGCCGAGACGUCAUCGGUAUAGCUAAGACUGGUAGUGGAAAGACUGCCACAUAUCUUUGGCCCCUCCUUGUACACAUUAUGGACCAGAAGGAAUUGGAGCCAGGAGAUGGACCCAUAGGGCUUAUAUUAGCCCCUACCAGAGAACUGUCACAGCAGAUAUACCACGAGGCCAAGAAAUUUGGUAAAGUGUACAACAUCAAUGUGGUGUGCGCUUAUGGAGGUGGCAACAUGUAUGAGCAGACAAAGGCAUGUCAGGAGGGAGCAGAGAUCAUGGUAGCGACUCCUGGUCGUUUGAUAGACCUGGUGAAGAAGAAGGCCACCAACAUGCAGCGUGUCACGUACCUGGUGUUUGAUGAGGCAGACCGUAUGUUUGACAUGGGCUUUGAGCCUCAGGUCAGAUCUAUAGCAAGCCAUGUGAGGAAGAACCGGCAAACGUUACUCUUCAGUGCCACAUUUAAAAAGAAGGUGGAGCGCUUGGCUAGGGACAUACUACUGGAUCCUGUCAGAGUGGUCCAGGGGGAAGCAGGGGAGGCAAAUGAGGAUGUUACACAGUAUGUGGAGGUCAUGCCAGUCGGGCCAGCGAAGUGGACGUGGCUCAUCAAAAACCUUGUUCGCUUUACUUCAAGUAUGUUAUCGUCACCACCAGUACAUGAUCUUGACUCACCACCAGUACAUGAUCUUGACUCACCACCAGAACAAAAUCUUGACUCAACACCAGUACACAAUCUUGACUCACUGCCAGUACAUGAUCUUGACUCACUGCCAGUACAUGAUCUUGACUCACUGCCAGUACAUGAUCUUGACUUACCACUAGUACACAAUCUUGACUCACCACCAGAACAUGAUACUCACCACCA
Molecule: messenger RNA, 1809 nt
Organism: Mizuhopecten yessoensis (Yesso scallop)
Lineage: Eukaryota; Metazoa; Mollusca; Bivalvia; Pectinida; Pectinidae
Product: ATP-dependent RNA helicase DDX42-like
Exons: 13
Molecular function (GO): RNA helicase activity; ATP binding; RNA binding
Source: RefSeq, a predicted model, not a curated record